CCUACUCACCGCUCCCCGCAUAGGCCGCCGAGGAAGCCAAGAAGCUGGCAGCUGAACCUUACGCCCCCGCGCGCUCCGUCGCGCUGUUCGAGACAUAUGCAGACCCAGAUACACCCGAUGUCAUAGGCCCUGAAGGGCUCGAGAAGUUGUGUUUGGAUGCAAACAUCCCAAUGGAGGGUGCAUUGCCUCUGCUCUUUUCUUGGCAACUGGGGGCUCAAGAGAUGGGGAAAUUUACGAAAGACGAGUGGGUCAAGUGGACUUCAGCACGCAAAAUAUCCACACUUUCUCAGAUAUACCAGGCAUUGUCAGACCUCGAUGAUCUUUUGAUUGAUGGGAAACCCCCCUUGAAGCGUCCCUCAAAUUCCAAGAAACAUGAUGAACCAUACGAUCGGACCGCCUACUGGACCUACGCUGAUGAUACAAAAGACGCGUUUCGCAAACUUUACAUGUUCUGUUUUACGCUGGUAAAACCUCCGCAAUCCCGAAACAUUGACAUGGAGACCGCCACUGCCUUUUGGACUGUGUUAUUGGCGCCGAAGUCGCCUCUCAUGAAAGAUGUCCUAGAAUUCGUCGGCGGAAAGGGAGAGUCUUACAAGGCCGCAAAUAAGGAUUUAUGGACCAUGAUGCUUGAAUUUUGCGAGACGAUGUCACCCAAUCUCGACGGAUAUGAGGCGGAUGGGGCAUGGCCGACUCUUUUGGAUGACUUUGUUGCGUCGAAAAAGGGCGGAAAUGAUAAGAAAGUAGAUGCCGUUGCCUGAAUAUCUGUCGCACUUAUGGACUUUGCUUUGCAACUUACAAUGUUAUCUAGUCGUUUACAUGGUCGUAUGUAUUUUAGACAAAGUUCAUUUUUCCCUGUUUUUGCGCGGCUCGUGACGUGACAUGAGUGACCGGGACAUCCCGAAGCAAAUAGGUGCAAAUAAUAUUUAGCGUGAAAAAAAU
Messenger RNA from Desarmillaria tabescens, 939 nucleotides. RefSeq names its product DUF298-domain-containing protein. The transcript has 7 exons. Gene Ontology annotation, biological process: protein neddylation. Bases 171 to 758 code for a protein of 195 amino acids. The record is from RefSeq and is a predicted model, not a curated record. Gene Ontology annotation, molecular function: cullin family protein binding; ubiquitin-like protein binding; ubiquitin conjugating enzyme binding. Gene Ontology annotation, cellular component: ubiquitin ligase complex. Lineage: Eukaryota; Fungi; Basidiomycota; Agaricomycetes; Agaricales; Physalacriaceae.